Messenger RNA from Nematostella vectensis (starlet sea anemone), 1059 nucleotides. Its product is annotated as mediator of RNA polymerase II transcription subunit 8. The transcript is spliced from 9 exons. The coding region runs from base 117 to 875 and encodes 252 amino acids. Gene Ontology annotation, cellular component: mediator complex; core mediator complex. Gene Ontology annotation, biological process: regulation of transcription by RNA polymerase II. Lineage: Eukaryota; Metazoa; Cnidaria; Anthozoa; Actiniaria; Edwardsiidae. The record is from RefSeq and is a predicted model, not a curated record. Gene Ontology annotation, molecular function: RNA polymerase II cis-regulatory region sequence-specific DNA binding; transcription coregulator activity.
ACGGGAGCCGCUGAUUAAUAUUGCGCGUGCUAACUCUCUUUUCCUUUCUUCUCUCUUGGACUUUUUUUCGAGUACCUUUUUUGAAUGGAACGGACAGCGGAAUUAAUACCAAAAGAAUGAGGAUGCAGCAAGAGGAGAAACUGAUCGAGACAUCUCUUGAAGCGAUCACCAGUAGAGUCCAGGAAGUCAGGGACUCCGUUCACACGUUCUUGGCCAAGUUAGAGCGGGAACCGCUGAAUUGGCCUUCUGUUUUGGACAAUUUUGCUCUCCUUUCAGGACAAGUCAGCACAUUGACAAAGUUACUAAAGGGUGACAAGACACCAGCUCUAAGAAAUCUUGUUCUUCUCCCUGUACUGGUCCAGCAAGAGCAAGAUGAAGAGUUGGUCAAGAUCAGCCAGGGCAGAAUACCAGCAUUUAACCAUGAAGUUGUUCCUGAUCACCUGAGAACCAAGUAUGAACCAGAGGUUGAAGAAGCAGAACAAUCUUUAGUAGUUGCAUCAGCAAGCAUCACCCAAGAAAAUGCACAGAAACAAAUCAACCAUUUGAAUGAACUUCUUACAACACUGACAGAUAUUAUCACAAGUGCCAAGGAAGAUUGGGAAGGUGAACAGAACUCAGCCUCAAGAAGCACAUCAUCCACAAACCCCGAUAUAGGUGCACUAGUGGCAGCUGUUACAUUUGGAAAAGGACUAAAGCCAAACAAGACAACCAAUUCAUCUAAAACCAGAACAAGCACUAGUUCUGAACAAGGGUCAGCACAAUGGAUGAAUAACAAGGCAGAUCAGCCAGGAAAACACCCAAGUUCCAUCAAAACAGAACUAAAAGCUGCAGCAAGUCCCCACCCUUAUGCUGGUAGACCUCCAAACAGAUCUUGACCACCUUCACGCCUUCAUGUACAUAUCCAAUAGAUAGUGCCUAAUAAAUUAUUUCUUAUAGUAUUUAUUGUCCCUUAACGUUUUAUAGUAAAAAAACAUAAGCAAUGUCAGGAAUAGGAUAAGUGCAUCCUAUUUUAGUGACAGCGUGUACAAUUCUAUAAAAAAUAAAUAAUUUAUAGGAAAA